Serpula lacrymans var. lacrymans S7.9 is the source of this 1251-nucleotide messenger RNA. RefSeq lists its product as uncharacterized. The transcript has 8 exons. Gene Ontology annotation, biological process: intracellular protein transport; exocytosis; vesicle fusion. The record is from RefSeq and is a predicted model, not a curated record. Bases 106 to 1077 code for a protein of 323 amino acids. Gene Ontology annotation, cellular component: endomembrane system; SNARE complex; plasma membrane. Lineage: Eukaryota; Fungi; Basidiomycota; Agaricomycetes; Boletales; Serpulaceae. Gene Ontology annotation, molecular function: SNAP receptor activity; SNARE binding.
UGUCCCUCUGCUGUGCUCGGCACUAACAGUCCAAGACCGCAGCGUUCUUCUCCUCGCUGGUCUCACUAUAAUAAACGUCUUUCUUUCUCUACAUCGUCUUUCCUAAUGGCGCAAGACCGCUUGGCUGCCUUGAGAGCUCAAAGGCAGCAAAAUGCUCCAGCCGACAGAGCUCAGGGAACCUACGAAAUGGGGGUUCGUACGCACACAAACGACACAAAUGGAGCUACUGAUCCCAUGUCCGAUUACUAUGCUGAGAUCACUUCCAUUCAAGAUGCCAUUCAACAGUUUGAUACCAACAUAACAAGGAUCUCCGACCUCCAUUCUCGAUCCCUCAAUACUUUGGAUGAAUCUGCCUCACAACAGAAUGCCACGCAACUGGAAGAGCUUGUGGCAGAUACUCGGCAACUCAGUAAUAGCAUCAAGGAAAGAGUAAAGUCGUUGGAAGGGUAUACGUCGUCUGGCGCCCAAGAUGCUAAGAUACGCAAAAAUCGAACAGCAUUUGUUCGAUCUAAAUUUAUGGAAGCACUGCAGAGAUAUCAGGAAGUUGAGCGGCAGUAUCGUGCGAAGUACAAGGAAAGGGUUGAACGCCAGUUCAAGAUCGUGAAACCUGACGCUACCCCUGACGAAGUCGCUGCUGUGGUGAACGAUGACCAGGCUGGAGGUAGUCAGAUAUUUGCACAAGCAAUAUCUUCUUCAAAUCGAUACGGCGACUCAAGGGCGGCCUAUCGGGAAGUGCAAGAGAGACAUCAAGAUAUUCGUCGGAUAGAACAGACACUCACUGAGCUGGCACAACUCUUUAAUGAUAUGGCAACGUUAGUGGCCGAGCAAGAGGAGGAGUUGCAAGGGAUACAUGAUAAAGGAGAAACCGCCGCCGAUGAAAUCGAGAAAGGGCUCGCGCAUACUGAAACUGCUGUUAAGCAUGCUCGAUCGGCACGAAGGAAAAAAUGGAUAUGUUUCUGGAUCUGCGUUAUUGUUGCCCUGGCUGCCAUAGGUAUUGGUGUGGGCGUGUACUUUGGUCCAGGGGGGCCCGGCUACAACAACAGUCACAAAAGUCAAAACAAUACUAACAACGGAUGAUGACAUGGUCGGCACAUGGUUCGCUGUUCGACCUUGGAGUCUGCGCACUGCGGAGCUGCGCUAUCCCGGACACUGUAGUGGGCAUGGACAUGUUUGAUACUGAGUUAGAUACCCUAUCCCUUCUUUUAAAUCUGUUUACAUUAUGCUAGUAAUUGAUUGUUUGCCUUUCAUGUG